AUGAGGACAUAUAUGCGACAAGCUGUGGCGGCCGUUUUGGCUGUCUUGCCGAUUGCAAGCGCAAUCACUCCUAGGCAGAUGAUUGCUGCCCCAAGAAGGAGUGCACUGUCACCCAAUCCGUCAGGCGAAAUUGGUGUCUUCAGUUCAACAACCUACUCCUGGGAAGAUCAUGAAUCCGCGACAACAUGGAAUAUCAUGAACCUGACCACAGGAGAAAUCUCGUUGCUCUACCAAGGGUCUGAUAUUUCCGAAAUUGUUUGGGUUGGUCCAAGUGACACCAGCAUCCUGUAUAUCAACGGAACCAACGAGGAAGACGAUGGCGGCAUUAGCAUAUAUGGGGGCGAUAUCACUGCGAUCGACGAAGCCUAUUUUAUCGCGUCCCUACCUGCCCCAUACUCUGGGCUGAAAGCUGUUGUCACCCCUUCUGGAGACAUCAACUUUCUCUUAAACUGCCUUGCAUGGCCCAAUGGCACGGCAUACAACGAGGCUUUGGUUGAAGAGCCGGUAAGCACAGCAAGAAUCUACGACAGCAUCUACGUGCGCCACUGGGAUACCUGGCUGUCUGAGAGAAAAUACGCCGUUUUUGCGGGAACCCUGACCGGGGGAGAUGAAUACUCUUUCUCUGGAGAUUUGACCAACCUCGUCACGGGAAUCGGCAACGUUACUCGUGCCGAAAGUCCUGUUCAACCGUUUGGGGACUCUGGUGACUACGACAUUACACCCGAUGGCAGCACCGUUGCCUUUCUGACCAAGAACGUGGAUUUGCCCUUGGCAAACUCUACAUCCUCCCAGAUUUAUCUGGUUCCUCAUGAUGGGUCUCGCAAGGCGGUUCCUAUCAAUGGAUUUUCAGGCGCUUCAACUCCGCCCAAUGCUCAAGGCGCCUCAGCUCACCCCACCUUUUCUCCGGAUGGCUCCAAGAUCGCAUAUUUCCAAAUGGACCAAAUCUCCUACGAAUCUGACAAGAACAAGAUUUACGUCGCAGAUGUCGACUAUGAAAACUUCAACAUCACUGUUCUCGCAGAGGCCUGGGACAGCACCCCUGAUCAAGUGGCAUGGGCCAAUGAUGGCAGAUCACUCUUCGUGGCAGCACCAGAUCUCGGCAAUGAGCGCAUCUUCGAGAUUCCUCUGACGGCCGGAGCCAACUUUGAGCCUACUAACAUUACAAACCAAGGCGUCGUUGCCGGUUACUCUCUCCUUCCAAACGGCGAUAUUCUGGUGUCAGAUUCCAAAAUUUGGUCUUCCCGCGACUUCUAUAUCAUCUCCCAAGAGGGAGAAGUUGUCAACGAUCUUUUCCAUGCCAAUCAGGUCGAUCCUGAGCUGGCAGGUCUGGGGCCGAGAGAUGUCUCGGAAUUCUACACGUUGGGCAGCUUCACCUCAGUUCAGAGUUGGAUCGUAUAUCCGGAGGGAUUUGACCCUGGCAAGAAAUAUCCUCUAGCAUUUAUCGUUCACGGUGGUCCUCAAGGUGGACACUACAACUCGUGGAGCACGAGAUGGAAUUUCAAAGUGUGGGCAGAUCAAGGCUAUGUCGUCAUUGCACCCAACCCCACCGGAUCUACGGGGUGGGGUAUGGCUUUCCAAGAUGCCAUUCAAAACAACUGGGGAAGCUAUCCUUAUGAGGAUCUUGUUGCCUGUUGGGAGUAUGUCAACAGCACCCUGGAUUACGUCGAUACCGAGAACGGAAUAGAGGCCGGAGCAUCGUAUGGUGGCUUCAUGACCAAUUGGAUCCAAGGCCACGAUCUGGGAAGGAGAUUCAAGGCCCUUGUUACACAUGACGGCGUCACGAACAUGGUUGGUCAAUAUGCGACCGAAGAGUUGUGGUUUACUCAGCGCGAUAUGAACGGUACUCUCUGGGCCAACAGAGACCACUAUGAACAGUGGAAUCCAAUCAACUUUAUCGACAACUGGGCAACCCCUCAUUUCGUGGUCCACAAUGAUUUGGAUUUCAGAUUGCCCGUUUCCGAGGGUCUUAUGCUUUUCAAUAUCCUGCAAGAGAAGGGUGUCCCUAGUAAAUUCCUGAAUUUCCCCGAUGAGAAUCAUUGGGUUCUCAACCAGGAGAAUAGUCUAGUCUGGCACAGAGAAAUUUUCGACUGGAUUAACCACUAUUCGGGAAUCAGUGGAUAA
Molecule: messenger RNA, 2121 nt
Organism: Rhinocladiella mackenziei CBS 650.93
Lineage: Eukaryota; Fungi; Ascomycota; Eurotiomycetes; Chaetothyriales; Herpotrichiellaceae
Exons: 6
Coding region: 1-2121 (706 amino acids)
Biological process (GO): proteolysis
Molecular function (GO): serine-type endopeptidase activity
Source: RefSeq, a predicted model, not a curated record